AUGAAGGUCGUCAGCCAUGAAGAACUGAAGAAGCACAACUCCGAAGGUGAUGUUUGGAUGGCGAUCCAUGGUUUGGUCUACGAUGUUUCCAAGUUCAUGCCUGAUCACCCAGGAGGUGCACACCUCCUGCAGGAUGUUGCUGGAAGGGAUGCUUCCGGGGAGUUCGAGGAUGCCCUCCACUCGGAACAGGCUCGAGCUGAGGAAGCGAUUGUCCUGAAGGGCAUGUUGGAGGGCUGUGAACAACAAGUCGAAGGUCAUCGUGGAGCGGGCUGGACUGAAGAUCAAGGAAUACCGAAUCCUGAGGUCCAGGAAGCAGCGAAAUCAUCAGCUUCGCAAACUGUAGUUGCCACCGUGCUGCUUGUUGGCACCAUUGGGGCGGCACUCGCCGCCUUCGCUUUUCUGCGAUCACGCAAGCAGUAG
This is a messenger RNA of Symbiodinium necroappetens, 420 nucleotides long. The record is from the annotation of a GenBank genome assembly. Lineage: Eukaryota; Dinophyceae; Suessiales; Symbiodiniaceae.